UUAAUUGGGCCAAGGGAUUAUUCAGUAGCGGGUAGCCCAAGCCCCAACAUAGCUUGAUUUCCUCCAAACCUAAUAGCCCAAGCCCCACUGUGCCGCUGCUGCUUCCCGCUGCGCCGCUGCUGCCACUCGCCUCUCGUCCCAUCCUCCAGGAAACUGAUUUACUUUGGAAUUAAUGGAGGCCAAAUUUUUCCGCUUUCUUAAGAUUGUGGGUGUUGGAUACAAAGCUAGAGCCGAAUCUGCAGGGCGUCUAUUGUAUCUCAAAUUGGGUUACAGUCAUGAGGUGGAAUUAUCAGCGCCUCCUGCUGUCCGUGUUUUCUGCUUCAAAAACAACGUAAUUUGUUGCACUGGAAUAGACAAGCAAAGGGUACAUCAGUUUGCUGCUACUGUUCGCAAUUGUAAGCCACCCGAAGUUUACAAAGGCAAGGGCAUAAUGUAUACUGACGAAGUUAUUAAGAAAAAACAAGGAAAGAAGUCUAAAUGAUCCUAUAAUCUCAGCCGGUUUCUUCAUGUCUAUGGCUCAGGUGUACAUUGGCUAAACUCUGCAGAAUUGUUUCCUCUAGUCUUUGAACAAUUUACCCAUUAGAAUUCUUAAACAGAGCAUUUUUUUUUGUUUCACUAUGAUUGAUAUGUAACACUAAAAUUUAUCUUUGUUUAGAUAUUUUAUCUUUCUAAUAAUACCAAAAUAUCAUGAAUUUGAAUA
Vicia villosa (hairy vetch) is the source of this 700-nucleotide messenger RNA. RefSeq names its product large ribosomal subunit protein uL6m-like. The coding region runs from base 173 to 481 and encodes 102 amino acids. The transcript has 2 exons. Gene Ontology annotation, biological process: translation. Lineage: Eukaryota; Viridiplantae; Streptophyta; Magnoliopsida; Fabales; Fabaceae. The record is from RefSeq and is a predicted model, not a curated record. Gene Ontology annotation, molecular function: rRNA binding; structural constituent of ribosome. Gene Ontology annotation, cellular component: ribosome.